Messenger RNA from Melospiza georgiana, 468 nucleotides. RefSeq names its product kinetoplast-associated protein 1-like. Lineage: Eukaryota; Metazoa; Chordata; Aves; Passeriformes; Passerellidae. The coding region runs from base 1 to 468 and encodes 155 amino acids. The record is from RefSeq and is a predicted model, not a curated record. The transcript has a single exon.
AUGGUGCAGCCCCGGGCCCGCUCCGCCUCCGCGGGGGCGAUGGAGCGAGGGCGCCGGGGAGCAAGCGGGGCCGCCGGGCCGCUCAGGGGCACCGCGGGGCCUUUAGCGCGCCGCUUCCCAUGGCGAGUCAGCGCCGCCGCGCCCCGGCCCGGGCCUCGCUGGCGCCGCUCCGCCUCAGCAGCUACUACAGCGCCGCCGCCAUCUUGUAACCCGGCUCGGGCCGCCUUUCUCUUCCUCCCCGCCCGGGCACGGGCUCCCCUCGCAGGGGCUACGGCGGCCGCCCGCUGCCGCCGCGCCGCCGACGGGACGGCGGCCACAGGGGCGGGGCCGCGGGCGGGGCCCGCGCGCGCUCCCUCACGGCGCCGAGGCGGGAACGGGGAGGGGGCGACAAAAUGGCGGCUGCCCUCACCCGCAGCGGGGUGUGGGCGCAGGGCUGUCUUUGCACACCUUAGGCGUCUUAAGGGCUGA